GGUAGGUGCAUUAGCGGUUGAUUUAGACUGCCUACCGGAGCAUUCUUUCCAUUGCCCCUCCAUCGCGGUGCUCCCCGGCGCCCAUCAAUCACUACCUCUUCGUACACUAAGGACUAAUAAGUAGGAGCGCCGUCAUUAAGUGCCUCCCUAGACGAUCAAAUGAGUAUAGAUAGACACGUUGGAAGUCAGUACCAACACAAUGGCCACCGCACCAAGCCUGCCGCCCAUCUCUUCACUGCCCGACGCAGAUGAAGCAACAGUCACAUCUAUCUUGGAUACGCUCUUCGAGCCGUCGUCCGAGCUACGCGCCAUCGCCGUCCCCGCCAUCCAGCGGAGAAGACGCUUUGUCGCCAACCCGGAUGUCCUAGCAGAUCGCCCCGACGACGACACCGCCUUCACCACCUACGCCUCUCUGAUCCGCUACGUCGGGUCCCUGCUGCAACAGCUCGCCGUGUACUCCGCCUCUCCUGCCUCUCCUUCGUCCUCUGCCUCGCGGGAGAAGCUCCAUGACAUCCUGGGCUCGCACCCGCGCCUCGGCGAAAAGAAAGUCGACAGCGCCCAGAGCCGCGCCGAACAGGCGCAGCUGAACACGGGGGGCGCCGCCGACGAGGCUGAGCGCCUAGCUGCGCUGAACGCCGAGUACGAGGAGAAGUUCCCCGGCUUGCGGUACGUGGUCUUUGUGAAUGGCCGCAGUAGAGACGUCGUCAUGGAAGACAUGCGGAGACGUAUCGAUCGAGGGGACAUUCGGGCGGAAGAGAAGGAGGCUAUUUCGGCAAUGGUUGAUAUUGCGAUGGACCGAGCUAAAAAGCUGGGCUCUGAUAGCUGAGAAAGAACUUUGGCUUGUUUGAUGUGAGAUAUAGUUGCAUCUCGGGGGCGUGAUUUGGGAUGGAAUUGCUGCAUGGCGGCAAUCUUCUAUGAGCAAAGCGAAUCACACUGGUUCUGCGCAGAUAAAACAGCUUGCGCUGGCUUCUCCCAUUUCAGCUUGCGUUAAGACACCUUUGACUUGGGAGUAUUGGAGGCGCUACAAGCUCGCACGUUUUUAUCCUGGUCUUAUCGAGACAGAGUAUUAUUCUGCUUCAGCAUUAUAGAAAGCGGGAGUUAGAGGGUGUAGGUAGCAUUUCGCCGGGUAGGAAGUUAUUCUGGGUGCGCUUAGAUUCAAUAG
Xylaria bambusicola is the source of this 1162-nucleotide messenger RNA. RefSeq names its product Oxo-4-hydroxy-4-carboxy-5-ureidoimidazoline decarboxylase. The record is from RefSeq and is a predicted model, not a curated record. Lineage: Eukaryota; Fungi; Ascomycota; Sordariomycetes; Xylariales; Xylariaceae. The coding region runs from base 200 to 826 and encodes 208 amino acids. The transcript is spliced from 3 exons.